Messenger RNA from Penicillium oxalicum, 1977 nucleotides. RefSeq lists its product as uncharacterized. Gene Ontology annotation, biological process: amino acid transmembrane transport. The transcript is spliced from 4 exons. Gene Ontology annotation, molecular function: amino acid transmembrane transporter activity. Gene Ontology annotation, cellular component: vacuolar membrane. Bases 1 to 1977 code for a protein of 658 amino acids. NCBI's taxonomy places the organism in Eukaryota, Fungi, Ascomycota, Eurotiomycetes, Eurotiales, Aspergillaceae. The record is from RefSeq and is a predicted model, not a curated record.
AUGUCGAUGCUCCCGGGUCCCGUGGGCAUUACUGCUCCAACGGAGCAGAUCCGUGAGGCCACAGCGUCUCCCGGUGAGCUUCAGAAACUCGAAGAGUCUGCCGCUCACCCCGGUAUCCGAGAGCGUGAGUGGGGUCUCGCGGCUCGUGUGGAUGAGACCGUCACGUUUGAAGAGUUCACCUACUGGGCCAAGAUCGAGCGUGAGCUUGAAGAUGAAGAGUACCGUCGCUAUACCGCCGUCACCGGCGGCGGUGGUCUCCUGGGCUCUUUCAAGAACUACUUCAAGAACAACCCCUACGAGGAUGCCAAGCUUCACGAGUCCCGAGAGGUGCAUGACAGUGAGCGGUCGGUCCAAUUAUACGAGAAGAAGGCCGACGUGGCCGUCUCGGGUGGACCAGGUGGUGGCCCCCACCCCAUUGCUCCUCCUCCUACCUACGACCUUGAUGCCGAGUGGCGGACCGCCGCGCGGGCCUUGCGCACGGCGGGCUGGGGAACCAUCUUUUAUCUGAUCACGACUGAUAUUCUGGGAUGGUCACAAACACCCUACGUCUUCUCCAACACCGGGUAUGGUCUCGGGGUGGGAAUUUUCAUCCUCAUGGCUUUGGCGGCGUUCGCCUCGGGCAUCAUGAUCUGGCGCGUGUUCCUGGCUCUAGACUCGGCACGGUUCCCCGUGGUCAGCUUCGGGGACCCGUUCUUGCGUCUGUUGGGACCCCGGAUGCGUCACUUUAUCAACUUCAUGCAGUCGGUCCAGAUGUUCCUGAGUGUGGCCGUCGUCUUGCUCGGAAAUACCGGUAUCAUUGCCCAAUUGGGUGGUGAUGCCAAUCUGUGUUACAUCGUCUGCGGCAUCAUCUCUCUGGUGGUCGGUAUGGCCAGUGGUUUCAUGCGAUCUCUGAAGCACUUGGGUUGGUUCUGCAACCUGGCCGUGUGGAUCAACAUUGUCACCUUUAUCAUCAUUAUCGUCGCCGCUGUCAAGAACGGCCCAGACCCGACGGCUGCUGUCAACAACGGUGUGUUGCCCAAGGAGUGGGCAGACCCAGCCACGAUGGCUCCCGUCAUGACCUUUGUGGAAACCCCGCCUGCCUUGUACCAGCCCACCGACCACAAUCUGUUUGCGGCUCAGUUCACCGGAAUCAACAGCAUGGUUUACGCCUACUCGGGUGCCGUGAUGUUCGUCGCUUUCCUUUCCGAGAUGCGUCGGCCCAUGGACUUCUGGAAGGGUCUCCUGGUAGCUCAGACUUUCAUCACCGUCGUGUACAUCUUCUUCGGUGCCUUUGUAAGUUUCGGCAAACGCUCUGGUCGGAAUGUUUCAGAUGCGUCUCAAGCAGUCACUAAUCGGUCGUCGAUCCAGGUCUACCACUUCUACGGCCAAUACGCCUACACCAACGUGACCCAGUCCGUCAACCCCCAACACAUUCAGAUUGUGGGCAACGUUCUCUCUCUUCUCACUGGUUGGCUUGCCAUCUUCCUCUACUUCAACGUCGGCAUGAAGACUGUCUACCUCGAAGUCGGCCAAGCCAUCUUCAACCUCCCCGCCAUCACCACCAAGAAGGGCAAGCUGCUCUGGUGGGGUCUCGGACCCGUGUACUGGAUCCUUGCUUUUGUCCUCAGCAUGUCGGUGCCCCAAUUUGGCGCCUUCACCAACUUUGUCGGAGGUCUCUUCAGUCUGAACUUCACCUACUCCUUCUCCGGUAUCAUGUAUCUGGCCUACAAAAUCCAGGACGGUGCUCGCUUGGAAGGUGAAGGAUUCGAUCCCGCCACCGGCCAAACCACCCGCCAUGACAGCGGCAUCUCUCGCUGGGUCCGUGGAUUCAAAAAGACUUGGUAUCUCAGCCUUCCUGUCCUCAUCUUCACCCUGUGCGGUCUCGCCACCUCUGGCAUGGGUACCUGGGCGGCUGUGUUGGCCCUGCAGUCUGCCUUUGGCCCUGGUGGCUCGGUCUUGACUUCUUGGACCUGCACCAACCCUUACUACAGUGGUUAA